AUGUCUCACUCACACGACGGAGCUCACUCCCACUCCCACGAAGCCGUUGACCAUGGCCACACCCAUGAGAUCCUCGAUGGUCCUGGCUCCUUCUUGGGCCGCGAGAUGCCCAUCGUGGAAGGUCGCGACUUCCGCGAACGAGCCUUCACAGUCGGCAUCGGAGGGCCUGUAGGCUCAGGAAAGACCGCUCUGAUGCUGGCCCUCUGCCUCGCCCUACGCGAGAAGUACAACAUCGCCGCUGUCACCAACGACAUCUUCACCCGCGAGGACUGCGAGUUUUUGACCAGACACAAAGCACUGCCUGCCGAGCGCAUUCGCGCCAUUGAAACAGGUGGUUGCCCUCAUGCUGCUGUCCGCGAGGACAUCUCGGCAAAUCUGCAAGCUUUGACAGAACUGCAUCAAGAAUUCAACACGCAGUUGUUGCUUAUCGAAUCUGGUGGUGACAACCUCGCUGCAAACUACAGUCGCGAACUUGCGGAUUUUAUCAUCUAUGUUAUUGAUGUUUCGGGCGGUGACAAGAUUCCGCGCAAGGGCGGUCCGGGAAUCACGCAGUCUGAUUUGCUUGUCGUCAACAAGACCGAUCUGGCUGAGCUGAUUGGUGCUGAUCUUGGAGUCAUGGACAGAGAUUCGAGGAAGAUUAGAGAGGGUGGUCCCACUAUCUUCGCACAGGUCAAGAAUGGCAAGGGUGUAGAUCACAUUGUUGAUCUGAUACUGAGUGCUUGGAGAAGCAGUGGCGCAAGUCAGGCUAACCCUCAAUAG
Molecule: messenger RNA, 759 nt
Organism: Aureobasidium uvarum
Lineage: Eukaryota; Fungi; Ascomycota; Dothideomycetes; Dothideales; Saccotheciaceae
Source: the annotation of a GenBank genome assembly